Exophiala viscosa is the source of this 1339-nucleotide messenger RNA. Its product is annotated as urea hydro-lyase/cyanamide hydratase. The transcript has 2 exons. NCBI's taxonomy places the organism in Eukaryota, Fungi, Ascomycota, Eurotiomycetes, Chaetothyriales, Herpotrichiellaceae. The record is from RefSeq and is a predicted model, not a curated record. The coding region runs from base 282 to 1028 and encodes 248 amino acids.
CUGUGGAUGAUGCAAUGAUGAAUGAAUCGCAGUGUCUAUGAGUAACUAUAUAAGGUGUCGUAGCAAUGUCACUUUCAGGCGAAUACUUAAUUUCCCCUAAGAACGACAUUAUCGACGAACGGACCUAGAGUUUACUACAUAGCCUCUCGAGAAGACGUCAAGACAUAUACUCGAAACCACAGACAAGAAUUUCUUUCAGAGGCGCCCAGCAUUGAGGUUAUCUUCCAGUCCAGAUCUGAGUUGGUAACAUCAAGCACUACGCAGCGGAAGCACAUACAGCAAUGGCCGACACCACUAAGAUCUACGGGUUUACAGCCCUACCUGCUGACCAGUCUAAGGUCAAGCCCGCAGGACAUAAACCUCAGCCAGUGGACAUAUCAUCACUUCACCCACCACGCACAGCAUUGGCAACGCGCGUCGCAGCGUACGCAAAGUCAAAAAUGGACGCAGACACAUACCGCCACAGCCUGCGCGUGUACAGCUACGGCUGCGCGAUUGCGCGGCAGAUGUUUCCCGAAUUCGAGGUCCUACCGGGCUCGCAGCUGGAGGAGACCUGGUUCCUGACGGCCAUGUUGCAUGACAUUGGGACGAGCGCCGAGUUCUUGACGAGUACGCGCUUGAGUUUCGAGUUCUGGGGAGCGUUCCAUGCUUUGCAGCUUCUUCAGGAUCCUGCGGUUACUGGUGGCAGCGACGGCGCUGCGCCGCGGGAACAAGCUGAGAGUGUGACCGAGGCGAUCAUCCGGCAUCAGGACAUUCAGGACAAAGGGAAUAUUACCUUGAUCACGAGGUUGAUUCAUCUGGGGACGUUGUUAGAUAAUAUCGGGGCGGGCGCGGAUUUGGUGCAUCCAGAAACCAUUGAGAAUGUGGUCAGGGAGUAUCCUAGGCCUGGGUGGAGUGGGUGUUUCAGGAAGACGGUUGAGAAGGAGAAAGGGGUCAAGCCUUAUGCUAUGGUUAGUCGGAUUGAAGGGUUUGAGGAAUUGAUUGAGAAGAAUGGUGCUCAGGGUGGACUUAUGGCCAAGUACGAUUGACGUGGUGUGGUCAUCCUGAGGGCUAGGCAGGUGAUGAGUGAUGCAGGGCUGUCAUACCACAUAUUGCAUUCGUCGAAUGGACGUUUACUGAGCUCUCAGCACGACUUUCGUACGACACGGCCAAUUGUCGAUGCGUUCGUAUUGUUGUCAGGCAGGACAUGCUGUUGCUUCUGCUUGUGGCUGCGUGGUUGCAGAUGGCUGCCUCACUUUAGCUUUUUCAUUUUCAGCAAUAAUGACCUUCAGGCGUAUCCAAGUCAGCCAUAGAUGACAUGCUGACUGAUGCGGGAGUUUAUAUCCCAUUACAAGUGACU